Argiope bruennichi is the source of this 2146-nucleotide messenger RNA. RefSeq names its product peroxidase-like. Gene Ontology annotation, biological process: response to oxidative stress. Gene Ontology annotation, molecular function: peroxidase activity; heme binding. NCBI's taxonomy places the organism in Eukaryota, Metazoa, Arthropoda, Arachnida, Araneae, Araneidae. The record is from RefSeq and is a predicted model, not a curated record. Bases 99 to 2078 code for a protein of 659 amino acids. The transcript is spliced from 14 exons.
CACAACGCGGGGCGUAAAAAUUGCCUGAAAUUACAAUAUAAUAGAAAUUUAUGGAAAAAAAAAAUUUAUAAUUAGAAGUUUCACAAAUUACCUACAAGAUGAAAUCGUGGAUCUCUACAUGCAUUCUCUUAAUUGGAUUUUUAUGCUUCAAAAUUGCCGACAGUUCAUCAAAACACAGAUGCAUAAUGAAUAUUUAUGCGAAGGAGUUUCAUGAAGAAUUGCCUGGUCUCACUGCUAUUCCUAACACUGAUUCUGGCUCUGUAUCUUGGGAAGCUUCUGAUUCGGAUCAAGAUAAAUCUGAUUUUCAAACCUGCGAUAUACACGAAAGGAUGAAAUCAAAAAUAUCAAAUAACCCCGAAAAUAAUCCAAAUGGCUUCAGCGACUGUGAACCAAGUCAACCUAUCAAAUGCGAUCCCAAUUAUCCCUACAGAACAAUGAAUGGAAAGUGUAAUAAUUUACGUUAUCCAUUGUGGGGUGCAGCAAACCAGUGUUUCAGAAGACAUCUACCUGCAGUUUACACAGGAUUUGAUAAUUUUCGAAAAUCUGUAACUGGUGCUCUUUUGCCGGAACCUAGACAACUGACUCUGAGUAUUUUCCAGAAUCAUCAUAAUUCAAGCGAGGAUGUGUCGCUCAUGUAUACGAUAUAUGGCCAAACUAUUGCUCACGACAUUUCUUUGGCUAAUUUCGAAAUUCCUCAAACACCUUGCUGUGCGCCUGAGAAUGUGAAUCAUUCAGUCUGCAAGACAAUGCUAGUGCCUCCAAGCGAUCCUUUUUAUGCUCAGUUCAAUGUGACGUGCCUCAGUUUUACCCGAACAGUAGCUUGCAAUGCUUGCAACACAAACAAAAGACAACAAAAUACUCAGCAAACUGCCGCUAUGGAUGCCUCUAUUGUAUAUGGACCUGAUGAUAAUAUAGCUUAUGGAUUAAGAACCAAUGAUGGAACAGGAAAACUAUUAUCUAAUUAUACCAAAAUAGGAGAAUUACUUCCCAGUGGUAACAAUCCUCAAGAUACUUUCUGCCCCAUGUUAAAAAAAUAUAAAUGUUUCCAAGCAGGAGAUUCGCGCAUAAAUCAACAUGCUGCUUUAACAAGCAUGCAAACAGUUUACAUGAGGGAACAUAACAGAAUUGCUGAGGAACUGAAAAAAUUGAACCCAAACUGGGACGAUGAACGACUGUACCAAGAAGCAAGACGGAUAAAUAUCGCACAACUGCAAUACAUAAACUUCCAUGAGCAUCUACCACAUCUGCUUGGUCACUACUAUAUGUCAAAGUUCGAUUUGCAUGUGAAAAACGGUUCUGGGGGUACAAGGUAUAACCCAGAGGUACAGUUGGGAGUUUGGAACGAGUUUUCUACUGCUGCUUUUCGAAUCCACAGCAUGAUUGCAACAGACGUGGGGGCGCUAAAUCUUCAGUUUGUAAAUCUUUUUUCCAAUCCUGGACUCCUAUGGAAAGGACAUGCUGGGGAGAUCCUGAAUGGUGCAACCAGUGUACCUUCUGAGAAAUUUGACAGAUGGUUUGUUAAUGAUGUCACAGAUUUCAUAACUAGAAAGAAUGGAGCACCGUACGGAAGUGACUUGGCUGCAAGAGACGUACAAAGAGGGAGAGAUCAUGGGAUCGCCCCUUAUGUGCACUAUGUUUACUUCUGUUCUGACGGACAAGUCGACAUCCAAUCCUUCGAUGACCUUGUGAAUUAUGAAAUAAUUUCAAACGAAGGUGUCAUGCUACUGAAAAGGAAUUAUGCGAAAGUGCAGGACGUUGAUUUGUAUGUUGGAUUGCAAUUGGAACACGAUGCCAGAGGAGCGAAAGUAGGUCCAACUGCCGUCUGUAUAAUAGCAAGGCAAUAUUACCAUUUGAAAUACGGCGAUAGAUUUUAUUUCGAGCACAUUGGGGAGGCAGGAUCUUUCACAGCUGCUCAAAGAACUUCUAUUAAACAAGCGUCCUUAUCCCGUCUCUUGUGUGAUAAUACUUAUAUUUCUGAAGUGCAAUUAAAUUCUAUGUUACUGCCUUCAAACAGUAAUUUUCAAGUGAAAUGCAGUGACAUACCAAAAGUGGACCUUUCGCCAUGGAAAGCACAAUAAAAUGUGAAGAUGAUUCUUUUAAAAUCAUAUUUAUAAUUUGUAAAAUUUAAAUAAAUUAUUAUUUUUAA